UUGGAAGAUAUUCAUGUUUUUUUUUUUGCAAAUUAUAAUCAACAUUUGCUUGUCACUGUUGUUGCGUAAACCAGCAAAAAAAACUUUCUGGGGAACCGCCGCAAUUCUACUAUAGCGGUGCGCUGUCUUCACUGCACGUGCUAAAGUUAUUAUUUCCCGAUAGGACGCAAGGUCAUUCAGCUUUGCUGCAGUACUGGAACGGUUCUGAUCAAUGUCAGAUCAGUUGCUUGUAUCCAGUGUGCAUGAAGUGCGUGUUUGGACAUUCAAAAUGUUUUCAUUUAGUUUUUAUUGAUGCAGUCAUCAGAACGACCCAAAAACUGCCGCAGAGGUUCAUAAUCACCUGGUAAUAUAAUGUGCUAUUUGUCCGAUUGUUGUAAUUGUUGUCAUGUCAUAUUUAUGUGCCCGUUGGUUCAACCCCAUUUAAAUUAUAGCCUACGGUCCGCUAUUUCAACGCACAGCACGAGUGCGCAUUACGUCACGUGGUGCAGGUCACAUGACCUGAUGAGGAAGUGUAGAGGUGUGUUUACUGUAGUUUUAAACGCCGCAGCGCUGCUGUCAAACAGCGACAUGGUAAUUGUCGCCCGGAGUCGACAGUUCAACUGCGAUUCUUCUUUAUUUAUUGCGUGUAUUUCGCAUUUAUUUUAGUUAUUUAUGUAUUUCAAGGCAUCGACAUGGCUUCUCCUGGUUGUAAUGACUGCAACCACGACUCAGAGAGGGGCAAGCUGCUGACCUCGGCGACGUACUACGGCUCCGGUGACUCUCAUCAGCACGUCGCCCCCGGCAACCCCCCGCCCCAGCCCCAGCCCCAGCCCCAGCGGCUGGGGGGGUGGGCGGGCUCCAAGCGGGAUGAGGAGGAAGAGGAGGAGCUUCGCAGGAAGCUGAAGUAUUACUUCAUGAGCCCCUGCGACAAGUUCCACGCCAAGGGCCGCAAGCCCUUCAAACUGGGCCUGCAGAUGCUCAAGAUCGUCAUCGUCACUGCGCAGCUGGUACUGUUUGGUCUCAGCAACCAGAUGGUGGUGACCUUCAAUGAGGAGAACACCGCGUCCUUCAAGAACAUCUUCCUCAAAGACUACGGCGAGGACACGGAAGAACCCCUGACGGUCUACACGCAGAGCGACGUCUACAGCCACAUCCAGUACGCCAUAGAGCAGUACCUGGCGCUGCCGGCCACCACGGUGGGGCGGUACGCCUACGUUUACGGGGUUGGGGUGAACGGCAGCGCCCUCUCCCUCUGCCAGAGGUACUUCAGGAAGGGGAGCAUCGAUCCGGCCAAUGACACGUUCGACAUCGACCCGCACGUCGUCACCGAGUGCAUUGGAGUGAACCCCUUGGCCACGCCUCCUGGUCCACUUGGCCACACCUACAAGAACCUCACCCUGCAAUUCCACAAGCUGAUCAAUGUGACCAUAGAGUUCCAGCUGAAGGCCAUAAACAUCCAGACCAUCAUUAACAAUGAGAUCCCAGACUGCUACACCUUCACCGUCACGAUUGUGCUGGAUAACAAGGCUCACAGUGGGCAGGUGAAGAUUAGCCUGCAUAACAAAGCUUCCAUCCAGGAGUGCACAGACCCCAGCGUGUCGGGGCACGCGGAGAACUACCAGCGGCUGCUGUUUGACCUGCUGGUGGCGGUGGUGUGUUUGCUGUCCCUACUGCUGUGUGGGAGGUCCAUCGUCAGGGGAAUAUUCCUGCAGAACGAGUUUGUGCGGUUCUUCAGGAGCAGCCUGGGGCGCCGUGUGUGUUGGGGCGACAGGCUGGAGUUCAUUAAUGGCUGGUACAUCCUGCUGGUGGUCAGUGACGUGCUCACCAUCACCGGCAGCUUCAUCAAGAUCGGCAUCGACUACAAGAACCUGUCCUCCUAUGACGUGUGUGGGAUCCUGCUGGGCACCUCCACCUUGCUGGUGUGGGUGGGGGUCAUCCGCUACUUCAGCUUCUUCCAGAAGUACAAUGUGAGUGACGGCUCUUCAUCUUCAUCAUCCUCUGUAGCUGCAUUAGUACGCGACCCGCAGGAGGUGAAGUACUGUGCCUUACUAACCCCCGCUCCCCCACCCCCCCGGCAGAUCCUGAUCAUCACCCUGCGCGCCGCCUUCCCCAACGUCAUCCGCUUCUGCUGCUGCGCCGCCGCCAUCUACAUGGGCUACUGCUUCUGCGGCUGGAUCGUCCUGGGGCCCUAUCACGUCAAGUUCCGCUCCCUGUCCAUGGUGUCCGAGUGCCUCUUCUCGCUGAUCAACGGGGACGACAUGUACGUGACCUUCGUGGGCAUGCAGGGCAGCAGCCCGCUGGUGUGGAUCUUCAGCCAGGUCUACCUCUACACCUUCAUCUCCCUCUUCAUCUACAUGGUGCUGUCGCUCUUCAUCGCCCUCAUCACCGGGGCCUACGAGACCAUCAAGCACCAGACCCAGGAGCCCGAACAUGUGACCCAGCUGCACACCUUCAUCGCCGAGUGCAAGGACACGCCCGGCUCCGGAAAGUUCCGCGGCCCGGAGACCGGGCCCUGCUCCAUAUUCUGCUGCUGUGAUAAAACCACAACAUACCAGGACGGCUUGGUGGUGAACUGACACUGGACCUGUUGCUCCCUCUACUGGCUAACAUCAAGUAUUACACCGUUGUUCACGCCAGCACCAUGAGUUGCACAGGGUAUAUAAACGCAUACACACACACACACAUUGUUUCCACUUAAAACACUCGAUUUGGAGAGGAGGGAAUUUCUUUUUAACUUACCUUUUAUUUGCAAGUGUUUGCAAAUUGUAAUUAAUUUAAUUUAUUCGAGUCACCAUAAUUUAGCAUGGCAUGCUAUGUUUACAGCUAUGUUCUCUUCCUGUAACCUGUUUAUAUACCUGGGAAUUACUGGACCAAAUUUAAAGUGAAGCGCUCAAUGUGAAGUGCUCAAUGAUACAGUGGACUUGGUUCUUGGAAGGAACCACUGUUUGUAAGAUGGUAUCUAUCUUAUAAUUUUGUGUCAAUCUAGUCUAAGUGGAAGGCCCUUGAGAUCUUUUAACUUAUUUGUUUAUUUCUUGUCUUGCAUUUAUUAUUUUAAGAUGGUUAUCAUGUUAAGCCUGUGUGGCCUUUUUUAUAGUGUCAGUGAAGGAAGAAUAGUUUACCUAUUUGACGUACAGUGGUAGGUUUUCAUAUGGGUCAAACAUACAACACGCACACGCUCACCCUGCAAACUAUUCAGCUCUUAGCCGCACUUACUUGUAUCUCUGCUCUCUCGCAGAAAGUCACUUGUC
Molecule: messenger RNA, 3227 nt
Organism: Anguilla anguilla (European eel)
Lineage: Eukaryota; Metazoa; Chordata; Actinopteri; Anguilliformes; Anguillidae
Gene: mcoln1b
Product: mucolipin 1b
Exons: 13
Coding region: 672-2555 (627 amino acids)
Cellular component (GO): plasma membrane; lysosomal membrane
Molecular function (GO): NAADP-sensitive calcium-release channel activity
Source: RefSeq, a predicted model, not a curated record